Messenger RNA from Planococcus citri (citrus mealybug), 1458 nucleotides. RefSeq names its product ATP synthase F(0) complex subunit B1, mitochondrial-like. The transcript has 5 exons. Gene Ontology annotation, biological process: proton motive force-driven ATP synthesis. Bases 300 to 1124 code for a protein of 274 amino acids. NCBI's taxonomy places the organism in Eukaryota, Metazoa, Arthropoda, Insecta, Hemiptera, Pseudococcidae. Gene Ontology annotation, molecular function: proton-transporting ATP synthase activity, rotational mechanism. The record is from RefSeq and is a predicted model, not a curated record.
AUUGAUAACAGUGAUAAUGGAGAAGUAGUACGACGAAAAUUAAAAUGUACAUAUUACAAUUACAAUUUUCAAUUGAUAUUCUUUAUUUAAUUAAUUUUCCAACGCAAACGGGACGAAUGACGAAUGCCCGAGUGAGAAGUGAGAACCCAAAGGCCAAAACACAAUAAAUUUUCACCUGGCAAUGGCAAUUGGCAAUGCAAUUUGUAUUUUUGCAGUUUGAUAAUUGUAUUUCAUAUUUAAUAAUUAAUUAGUUGAAACUUGAAAGUUGAGUUUAUUUUAGAAUAAAUACACUGUCUAAGAUGUUAUCUCGUUUAUCUGCGAGAGCAAUAUUUAAACCGCAGUCCUUCUUCGGGCUGUCAUAUGCACGACCCGCGUCUACAGAAGUUGUCAAAACUGAAGAACAGCCGGAGAAACCAGUUACUCAACUGAAAGCAGAUUAUAUUCCUUUACCAUCUCCUUUUCACGGACUUGAACGAGAUUUAGUCAAUUUCCCUAAACCUGUCAGACUUGAGAAUACCUCACCAUGCCGAAUGGUAUUCAUUCCAGAAGAAUGGUUCAAAUUCUUGUACCCUAAACUGGGAGUUGCCGGUCCCUAUACUUUGGGUAUUGGUAUUAUGGAGACGUUGAUUAGCAAAGAAUUUGAUCUCAUCGAUGAUGCUGAAUUCAAGCAUUCUGUCGCGAAAUCACCGCUCGGUAAAAUGGCGGCCGAUUUAUUCCCAACUAAGAAAGAAGAUAUCGUUUUACAGCGGGAAGCGGUUUAUCAACCAAAUAUGAUGAAGAUGAACCUAUACCAACAGCGUCAGGCCCAUCGUAUGUCGUAUAUACAUCGUCGCUUUUAUUCUUCAGAAAAUGAUAUCCGCUACUCAUUGAAGGAAAUGUUUAACGAUGUGAAUAAGACGCUCAACGAAUUGAAAUCUGCUAACUGUGAUAGUCGGGUAAAGUUAGAAGAAUUUAAAACAGAAAUGAUAAAAGCUUACCAGGAAUCCCAAAAAGAAUUUUCUAAAGAGAUUAGAGAAACCAGAAAUUCGAACGAAAAGACGUACGAUAAAGUAUUUAGCACAUACAUUUUCAGCGCAAUCUCGGCUGCGGGUGUCGGUGCCGCGAUAAUCCGCGAAUUAUUCUAAUAUUUGUGAGUGAAUUAUUUACUUAUACAUUCCACGUCUUGAAGAUACCUAUAUAUAACAAACGUCUUGUUAUUUUCAACUUCAAAAAUUAGCAGUCGUUCACCGAGAGGACGUGUAUGUCCUGGCGAUAAUGAAUAUUCGUUCAAAAGGUGUAUUCAUAUCACGAACGUAUUUUUAUUUAACCAAGUGUCUUAGUUCCUGGCGAUAGUGAAUAUUUGUUCAGAAGGUGUAUUGUAUACGCAAUGUGAUCUCACUAAAGUCUUUUUAUUUAAUCAAGUGUCUUAUAGUUAUUAUAAUCAUCAAUCUUAAUACAUACUUUCUUGCAUUGUUACAA